Formica exsecta is the source of this 1366-nucleotide messenger RNA. RefSeq lists its product as uncharacterized. Bases 221 to 1075 code for a protein of 284 amino acids. The record is from RefSeq and is a predicted model, not a curated record. The transcript has 2 exons. NCBI's taxonomy places the organism in Eukaryota, Metazoa, Arthropoda, Insecta, Hymenoptera, Formicidae.
GGAGAGAGGAGGGGGGGGGGGGCAAAACAUGGCCGCUGUCAGUUCGUGACGCGUACGGAACCAGUUCCACAUCGAGGCCGGUUUGGAACUAGUUUGCUUCGGUUUUUCGGUCCCCCAUGAGAGCUGCGCACGACGACGCGCGAAUAAUACAUAAUACUUUGAUUGGGUUAUUCGUUUGUGAUUGCAACGUUGUUGACGUACGAAUUUCCGUCUGGAAAUUAUGGCCGAUAACGAGGAGCAAGUAGAAGAUGGUGAUAUAAAAAUCAAGAUAGAGGAGUCAACUCUUGAGUGCUACAUCGAGGACCAACAUAAGAAUAGUUUUCCAGAUUUCGAUAAUGCCAAUGCGAUACCGUCAAGUGCCGACAUGACAUUAAAUUUAUGGACCAGCAAAGCCACUACAUGUCUGAUCAAUCAGUACAAAAAAUAUCGAUCGAUGGUCGGACAAUCGACGCAUAUCAGGACUUUGCGAGAAAUGUUCGAUAUGAUAUCUUUGGAGAUGCAGAAAUAUGGCUUCUACUUUAGCCCGCAGAAGUGCGAGAACAAAUGGCGAGUCUUGGAACGCAAGUAUAAAAAUCUCGUAUACCGUGAACGGCUAAAAAAACCCGGCAGAAUGAGACACUACGGAAAGUGGGAACACAAACGCGCGUUGGACGAGAUCUUCAACGAGAAGAAGAAAUACAUAUAUCUGGAAAAGAACGAUCCACAGCCGGCGAGUGGAUCAGCGAAAUAUCCUUUGAUUUUAUUGAAACGUAGCGAUCAAAGCAGUAACUUGCCUGUCAAUCAACAAAACGAAGAUCCUUUGGCGCCGAAAACUAUGACGAAUGAAACAAACGAAGAGACAUUGGAUUAUACGCGAACUUUGAUGAUAUUAUUUGAGAAAUUUGCCGAAGAAAUGGAUAAGAAUUUCGUCUUGGCCGAGAAGAACAAAGAGAGGCGACACAAGGAGAAAAUGGCCGUGAGACAUCAAGAAUUAGAAUUGAAGAAACAGCUUCUCAAGUUAAAAGAACAGAAAAUGGAAUUGCAAAGAUGCCAAAUAAUUGCUGCCGCACAAAAUUUACGUUUGAAUACGAAAUGACGUGUCGUCUAAUGGCCCCGAGCGCGGGGAAUUGAUAUCUUCGAUUUUAAUAUUAUAUAAAAGCUCUCUGUAUUUCGUAAUUGAAGGCUUAUUAAUUGAUAUUUCUUUUAAGUAUAUAAUUGUAAUUAAAAUAUAUUAAAAUUUUAAAUAAAGUAAAUAAUUUUUAUGAUAAUUAUUUAUGUUUCAUCGUUGACACAAUGCACUUUUAUUACCGCAGCACGUGGCUUUAAAUAUUUACUUUAUGUCUAUAUCUUCAGAUGGCAGUACGCGCUAAACGUUCGUGCACGCAAU